AAAAAAAAAAAAGAAGAAGAAAAAGAACAUCAAACUCCAAAGUCUAAACAAAACAAAACAGAGACAAAAUCGCCGGAGAAAACGAGACUCUGGUGAUCUCUAUCCGUGUCUCUAAACACCCACAUGCACAUACUCUUCUCUCUUUUUCUCAAUCCGCUCCUAUUCCAUAUCCCUCCACCUAUCCACAGUCCAUCUCUCUCUCUGAUCCAAAUCUCUGUCUUCACAUCCGCUGUUCUUCUUCUCUCCGGCGGCUGAUCGUACAAUGUGGUGUUAAGUUUUUCUUUUGGUGAAUGGGGUAAUGGCCGAUUCGUUAUCAUCAGCUGGUGUUAAAGAGAACAAGCUAUGGAAAGGGGUUUUCGCCGUGGCAGGAAUCAUGACCACUCUUGUGAUCUAUGGUGUUUUGCAGGAAAAGAUCAUGAGAGUCCCUUAUGGGGAGAACAAAGAGUAUUUCAAGUACUCGCUAUUUCUUGUUUUCUGUAACCGCAUUACAACCUCUGCUGUUUCUGCUGGCGUUCUAUUGGCAAGUAAAAAGGCCUUGAACCCUGUUGCUCCAGUUUACAAGUACUGCCUCAUAUCAGUAUCCAACAUAUUAACCACAACUUGCCAAUAUGAGGCCCUCAAAUAUGUCAGUUUUCCUGUUCAGACACUUGCAAAAUGUGCCAAAAUGAUUCCUGUCAUGAUCUGGGGUACUGUCAUUAUGCAAAAGAGAUACAAGGGAAUGGACUACUUAAUUGCUUUUCUAGUUACUUUGGGUUGUUCAAUUUUUAUUUUAUUUCCGGCAGGAACUGAUAUCAGUCCAUACAGCAGAGGAAGGGAAAAUACUGUUUGGGGUGUUACCCUGAUGCUUGGUUAUCUUGGGUUUGAUGGCUUUACUAGCACAUUCCAAGAUAAACUAUUUAAAGGUUAUGAUAUGGAAAUACACAACCAAAUUUUCUACACUACGUUAUGCUCUUGUGCUCUCAGUUUCACAGGCCUUGUAGUGCAAGGGCAUCUACUUCUAGCCGUAGACUUUGUUUAUCGCCAUAAAGAUUGUUUGUUUGACAUUGCUCUGCUUUCCACUGUAGCAACUGCUAGCCAGUUCUUUAUUUCUUACACAAUUCGCACAUUUGGUGCUCUCACUUUUGCUGCCAUAAUGACGACACGACAGUUGGUGAGCAUCAUGCUGUCGUGCGUGUGGUUUGCCCAUCCUCUUAGCUGGGAACAAUGGAUUGGAGCUGUUAUCGUCUUCGGUUCUCUGUAUUCAAAGAAUUUCUUGAAAAGUGGGUCUUCGAGGACUCCACCUUCAGAACAUGCACAAAAUGGAGCUUCCAGUCCAGUGAAGCCAAUUCCUUGAAAUCAGAAUUUUCAAGUAUUUUUCAUUCAACUUUGGUGCUGCCUCUAAUUUUAUGGUGAUAUGCAGCUAUUAUUAUAGGUUUGAGGCUGCAUGCUUUGUAGAGAUGGUGAUUAAAAAACUGAAAGGCGGCAUUUCAUCCCUAAUCUAGACAGCAUCACAGGCUAAUGGAUCUUUCUUAAAUUAGUUGCAAUGUAGUUUAUAGUUUUGGAAAAGGAAAAUUUAUGAGAUCCCAUUUUUGUGUGGGGACGAUAAUUUAUAGAUUGACAAAAUUCACAAAAAUGUUUCUUUUCUUUUCUUUUUUGUUUUGGAUACAGAAAUUAUAAAAAUGUACAAUGCCAUUGCAUAAUUUUGUUUUAUCAUUUCUCAUCUUAUGGAUAAUGUACACAAAUUUCCUUUGUAAUCUCCUCAGCUUACUAGGCAGUUCACAGUUA
Molecule: messenger RNA, 1764 nt
Organism: Hevea brasiliensis (rubber tree)
Lineage: Eukaryota; Viridiplantae; Streptophyta; Magnoliopsida; Malpighiales; Euphorbiaceae
Product: UDP-galactose/UDP-glucose transporter 5B
Exons: 12
Coding region: 299-1333 (344 amino acids)
Biological process (GO): transmembrane transport
Cellular component (GO): endoplasmic reticulum membrane; Golgi membrane
Molecular function (GO): 3'-phosphoadenosine 5'-phosphosulfate transmembrane transporter activity
Source: RefSeq, a predicted model, not a curated record